UCUCAGGAACUGCGGAAACAAAUGAGCCGACCCACCGCUAUAACGCUGCCGCCUAUCGACGUGCAACAUUCUGCUCCUUUUCGUUCCCGUCCACGGAGUGCUAGUAUCGUAAAAGUUGAGCAGGUUGGCGAUGGGUCGUUGGAGGAGGUGCUUGACCAAAGUGCCUAUGUCAAUAUCAAUGCAAACUGGGUGAAUGCAAAAGGCGCAUGGCUCAUUCACGUCGUCUUAAUUUGUCUGGGAAAACUGAUUAUUGACACCCUCCCGGGCAUGACGCAGCAAAUAAGCUGGACGCUUGUAAAUCUCUUAUAUCUUGCCCUUUCCUACUUGAUGUUUCACUGGGUCACCGGCAUCCCUUUCGGGAGUGACCUGCACAGCGGGGCUUACGACGACCUCACACUGUGGGAACAAAUCGACGAUGGUGCGCAAUAUACGCCCGCAAAGAAGUGGCUUACCUUUGUUCCUGUCGCACUCUUUCUCGCAUCAACCCACUAUACCAGCUACAAUCCUUGGCUAUUCGCUAUCAACAUUACAGCGCUCGUUUUCGUCCUCAUUCCCAAGCUGCCGCAGCUUCACCGCCAACGCGUUCGCUUUAUGCAUGAAUCAGAGGCCUCAGGAAUGGCAACACCAGUCACCCCGAUACAUUCCUCUGGCAUGAACACGCCCUUGAAAGACAUCACAGAAGCCCAUUUCUUCAAAGCCACCAAGACUAAUAUUCUGCAGUGGUUUCCUGCGGAGUCUCGGAUAGUACGAUUCGAUAUCCUAAAAACUCCCGUUCAUCAACCUGGAGAGAAUUGA
Molecule: messenger RNA, 795 nt
Organism: Mycena indigotica
Lineage: Eukaryota; Fungi; Basidiomycota; Agaricomycetes; Agaricales; Mycenaceae
Product: Protein ORM1
Exons: 7
Coding region: 22-795 (257 amino acids)
Biological process (GO): intracellular sphingolipid homeostasis; ceramide metabolic process; negative regulation of ceramide biosynthetic process
Cellular component (GO): endoplasmic reticulum membrane
Source: RefSeq, a predicted model, not a curated record